Messenger RNA from Naegleria gruberi, 1407 nucleotides. RefSeq lists its product as uncharacterized. The transcript has 2 exons. Lineage: Eukaryota; Heterolobosea; Eutetramitea; Acrasida; Naegleriidae. Bases 1 to 1407 code for a protein of 468 amino acids. The record is from RefSeq and is a predicted model, not a curated record.
AUGAAAAAGAUACUCUUCAUUGUUCUGGUUUGCAUUCUGGCUGCCCUAUUCUUCAAUGCUGAUAAAGCUGAUGGACAAUUAGUGUACAGCUACCGUUAUGCAUAUAGUUACCCUUACUCCUAUGGUUACUCGUAUCCAUACUCAUAUGGCUAUUCCUACCCAUAUAGUUACGGAUACUCAUAUCCAUACAGCUAUGGUUACUCAUAUCCAUAUAGCUAUGCUUAUUCCUAUAGUUAUCCUUACUCAUACGGUGGUUAUGGUUAUCCUUACUCAUAUGGUGGUUAUGGCUACCCUUACUCCUAUGGUUACAGUUAUCCUUAUUCUUAUGCUUAUUCAUACCGUUAUUGUUUACGUGGAGAAUCUAGUACGAAUCCAACCGAUUCAAAUCCGAAAUCACCAUUAGCUCCAGUUCAAGGUGGCGCCUACAUUAUCAGUAGCCAACAACCAUCCACAGCCACACAGCAACAACCUACUCAAGGAUCUGUCACUCAACAAACUCAAAUCGAUCCAAAUUCUCAAAACCAAGUCGUGUCCACAACCUCGUAUCCAGCAUCUGCAAAUCCAACUUCGAUUACGGUUAUUUAUCCGAGUGGAGCUACUCCUAGUAGUCAAAAUCCAGUAAUUCCUAGUCAACCUACUCAGACACAACCUACACAACCUACUCAGACGCAACCAACACAACCAAGUCAACCAUUGCCACAGCCACAGCCACAACCAAUUCCAAAUCAAAAUCAACAACAAUCAUAUCCACAAUAUUCACAACAAAGUACCUAUAGUCAAUAUACAACUGGUCAACCACAACAACAGCAACAACAACCUUAUUAUGGAAAUAAUCAACAACAACAACCUGUCUAUUCACAACAACCAGUUUAUAGUCAACCACAACAACAACAACAACCUUAUUAUGGAAAUACUCAAUAUGCUCCACAACAAUCUUAUCCUCAAAAUCAAUAUGUCCAACAGCAACCAGUGUAUAGCCAACCAGUCCAACAACAACAACAACCUUAUUAUACUUCAUCACCUCAAUAUGCUCCUGUCCAGAGUGGUCAACCAGCUUAUUAUCCACAAACACAACAGCCAUACUAUGGAAACACUCAAUAUGUCCAACAACAGCCUCAAUAUGUUCCACAAACUCAAUAUGUCCAACAACCUUACAAUGGUGGUGCUCAAUAUUAUUAUCCACAACAAUCUUAUCCUCAAACUCAAUAUGUCCAACAACCAUACUAUGGAACAACUGGUUAUGCUGCACAACCAUAUGUAUCGGGUGGAUAUCCUGCAACCACAGCUGUUGCGCCUGGCUAUGGCUAUGCUGCUCCUGCUGCAACUGCUGGAUAUGGUUAUGCAGCUCCUGCAGUUGCCUAUCAACCACAAGCUGUUUAUUCUUCCUAUCCUGCUUAUUACUAUUAG